ACAGGAUAUGAGGCUACAGUAUCCCACCGAACACCUGCGCUUCACGUUUUCUGCUUGACCUCCCCUCUAAAGAGAUCUGUCACUGUCCCACAUCUCGGCCUAUCUGCCCUGCCGCAGUGCACCGGAUCAUAUCAGCAUGACAGGAAACCUGCCAGCCGCCGAUGCCUGUCAUGGUUAUGGCUUUGAAUCAUCUGAGCCUGCUGCGACCCCUGCUGUGUCAGUCCCUGGUGCGACAGGCCAGGUGUCCCCUCGUAGCCACCUCCAGGAUCGGUGCAGCGCCGCUGUUCCCCAGCACCACCUGCUCCCCCGCUGCAUGCACCAGACUCUACGCCACCAAAAAGGCAAAAGCUAAGGCGAAGGGCCAGUCAGCUAAGGUGAAUAUUAACUCCACUCUGGUGGAAGACAUCAUCAGUCUGGAUGAAGUGAAGGAAGACAUGACAGCUGUUCUCAAGGCGCUCAAAGAUGACUUCACGCGCAACCUCAGCAUACGGACGUCUCCAGGAGCUCUGGAUCACAUUGUGGUGACGACUCAAGAUGGAAAGUUCCCUCUCAACCAGCUGGGUCAGAUCUCCAUGAAGUCACCUCAGCUCAUUAUGGUCAACAUGAGCAGCUUCCCUGAGGCUACAGCCGCUGCCACCCGUGCCCUGAAAGAGAGUAGCAUGAACCUAAACCCAGAGGUGGACGGGACAAUCAUCAAGGUGCCCGUUCCCAAAGUGACACGGGAACACAGAGAGAACCUGGCCAAGCUAGCCAAACAGUUCAGCAACAAGGCCAAAGACUCGCUGAGGAAAGUGCGAUCUAACGCUGUCGCACAGACCAAGAGGGCGAAGGAGGGAAACUCAGAGGACAUGAUACGACUCGUGGAAAAGCAGAUUCAGCAGAUGGCGGACAACAUUGCCAUGGACAUCGACAAACAGUUUGAAGCCAAGACUAAGGAGCUGUUAGGCUGAAAGUGACGGUAAAGAGAAAUGCACCGGUCGGAUUUUUGAUAUUGAAUCAUUCGGUUAUAGCUGAACCUACAGAUGGACAUUAAGUACGCAGCAGCAGCAUGUAACUAUGUCACCUCCCUCUCUGCUCUUCCUGUCUUCAAACAAAGUCUGAGCGAGGGACGAAUGGACUUUUAAUGGGAUUUGCGGGCCUCCUCCUAAUCAAACCCUCUGCCACAAGGGCUGUCUGUUUAUAUAAAACAAGCGCACCCGUCUGAAAGUAAACUGGCUGCGGGUUCGUCUUGGUGGCAAGAGCGGGGGAGAGAGAAACGGAGAGAGAGUAGAGAAGAUAUCAUUAGCGUGUUGCCAAACAUUUGUUUCACAUUGAUUCAAAGCUGGUUAAAAAAUUCACUUGAGGAAAAAAAAAAAAGGUUCAACGAUUGAUAAUAUGGCCACUCACUUUUAAACACAAUAAAGUGAAGGGCAUUAAGAUUAUUGAUGGACUCCAUUAAAGAAACACUGCUUUGUA
This is a messenger RNA of Scophthalmus maximus (turbot), 1455 nucleotides long. RefSeq names its product mitochondrial ribosome recycling factor (gene mrrf). The record is from RefSeq and is a predicted model, not a curated record. Gene Ontology annotation, molecular function: ribosomal large subunit binding. Gene Ontology annotation, biological process: translation. Bases 162 to 950 code for a protein of 262 amino acids. The transcript has 7 exons. NCBI's taxonomy places the organism in Eukaryota, Metazoa, Chordata, Actinopteri, Pleuronectiformes, Scophthalmidae. Gene Ontology annotation, cellular component: mitochondrion.